AUGAAGUCCUCUCUGUCUCAGACUCUGUGUCCAGAGUGUGAUGAAGACCUCUCUGUCUCAGACUCUGUGCGGCUGGUUGGAGGCUCUGGUCUCUGCUCUGGAUCACUGCAGAUAUGGGACCAGUCCUGGAUCUCGGUCUGUGAAGGGGCCUUGGACCUGAGGGGAGCAGAGGUGCUGUGCAGGGAGCUGGGCUGCAGGGGUCCUUCUGUCCUCCAGGGGGAGCUCUCUUCUCUGGGGCAGACGUUCCACUGUGAAGGCCAUGAGUCUGCUCUGGUGGACUGUCCCCGCUCCAGACCCAAGACCUGUCCCUCUGGACCCAGUGAGGACGUCAUCUGCUCAGAGCCGCUCAGGCUGGUGGGAGGGGCCAGUCGCUGCGCCGGGACAAAGUGGAGGACCCAGGACUCCCAGGUCCAGGACUCCCAGGUCCAGGACUCCCAGGUCCAGGUCUCCCAGGUCGGGGUGCAGGUGGUGCGUGUGCAGUUGGGGUCUCAGUUCUCGGUCCAGUGCUCGGUGAAGCCUCAGUUCCCAGGAGGCUCCUUCCAGCUGCUCUCUCCCUCUGGGAACCACACCCUGCCUGCUGUCAAUCACUCUGCACACUUCCUGUUCAAUCACACUGGCCCCGCCCACAAAGGAGACUACACCUGUGUUUACCACCUACAGGUGUUCAACCACAGCUUCACCUCCGAGAGCGAGAGACUGGAGCUGAGGCUGGGAGGUGGAUACCAGGUGGAUACCGGGUGGAUACCAGGUGGAUACCAGGUGGAUACCGGGUGGAUACCAGGUGGAUACCGGGUGGAUACCGGGUGGAUACCGGGUGGAUACCGGGUGGAUACCGGGUGGAUACCAGGUGGAUACCAGGUGGAUACCAGGUGGAUACCAGGUGGAUACCAGGUGGAUACCAGGUGGAUACCGGGUGGAUACCAGGUGGAUACCAGGUCAUCACAGAAGAGGAGAGAGGAGGAGACGGACCAGGAGAGGAGAGAGGAGGAGACGGACCAGGAGGAGAGGAGAGAGGAGACGGACCAGAAGAGGAGAGAGGAGGAGACGGACCAGAAGAGGAGAGAGGAGGAGACGGACCAGAAGAGGAGAGAGGAGGAGACGGACCAGAAGAGGAGAGAGGAGGAGACGGACCAGGAGAGGAGAGAGGAGGAGACGGACCAGGAGAGGAGAGAGGAGGAGACGGACCAGGAGAGGAGAGAGGAGGAGACGGACCAGAAGAGGAGAGAGGAGGAGACGGACCAGAAGAGGAGAGAGGAGGAGACGGACCAGGAGAGGAGAUAG
Molecule: messenger RNA, 1281 nt
Organism: Knipowitschia caucasica
Lineage: Eukaryota; Metazoa; Chordata; Actinopteri; Gobiiformes; Gobiidae
Source: the annotation of a GenBank genome assembly